UGUUAUGAGAUCCAUUAUACUGCUUAUGGUUGUUCUUGUCCUGGUUAGCAGUAUGUUCUAUAUGUUCUUCAGUAAUGGAAGACCCUUACAGGUUGGGUCAAGGAUGGAGAGAGACUUAUGGUACAGGUUAUCAGGUCCUGUAUCAGCCAGGGACCCACACCUGCUGGAAGUCCUUAGGAGAGACUUCUUAGUCCCUCCCUCUCUCUUACCUUACAAUUUCUCCAACAGUCUUCAAGAUCAGAUAGGCAAACAAGAUUUCACGUGGCCUUGGAUACACAGGCAUCUACAAGAAAUGUUUGGUGACCAGCGUGGAGGGUUCUUUGUGGAGGCCGGGGCGCUGAACGGUGUUUAUCUCUCAAAUACACUUUGGCUGGAGACUUCCUUGGAAUGGACAGGUCUUCUGGUGGAACCAGACAAGGAAAGCUACAAAGCUCUCAGCUUCAAGCACCGUAAAGCUUGGAGCUCGAACACUUGCCUUUCCUCUGAGCCAUACCCAAAGAAAACCAUCAUAGUUUCCCAUUACGUGUUGGAGAGGAACUCGUUUGAUAAGGCUUACUGGUGGUCGUUCCGCGGUCACAGUCAUGAACUGCGGCAGAGUUACCCAAACAAACUUCACACUGAGAAAACGAUGGAGAAAAGCUUUUCGUCUGUUCAGUGCUUCCCUCUGCUCUCCUACCUGUUGGCCCUGAACGUCUCUACUGUUGACCUCCUCUCAUUGGACGUUCAAGGCACAGAGGCACUCAUCCUGGACUCCUUCUUCAACACCAGCAGCGUCUCCGUCAGGGUCAUAGUAGCUGAGGAUGAGGAAGGUACGUUCAGUCACUCACACAUGGAGAAGAUGGGAUACAUCCUGGUGGCCUCACUGACAGACCACAUUUAUGUUAAAGGAGACCAAAUACUCACCAGGGCAGUUGUCAAGGAGUGGAUGCCAAAAUGA
Molecule: messenger RNA, 937 nt
Organism: Cherax quadricarinatus
Lineage: Eukaryota; Metazoa; Arthropoda; Malacostraca; Decapoda; Parastacidae
Source: RefSeq, a predicted model, not a curated record